AUGGCUCCAACUGGUAUAGCUGCCAUAAAUAUCAACGGAACAACCGUAAACACUGCUCUAGCAAUUCCAAGAGAAUGUGGGAAUAAUGUACCUGCAAUGUCUGACCAGAGAAGAACACAAAUGAGAUUGUCUUUGGCUGAAUUGAAACUUAUCAUAAUUGAUGAAAUAUCAAUGGUCUCAAACAUGGGUCUGCUGCAUAUUCACCAGAGAUUGAAAGAAAUAUUUGUUACACCUAAUAGUGAACUUUUUGCAGGAAUCAGUGUACUUGUUUUCGGAGAUUUCUUUCAGCUACCACCAAUUCGAAGCGCAACAACAUUUUCAAAUUAUAAGAAUGAUACAUUCAAUCUACACCAUCCAUGGCAUGUCUUUAAAAUGGCAGAACUAACACAGAUCAUGAGACAAAAAGAUGACCUCGCCUUCACUCAACUAUUAAAUAGAGUGCGCACCGCUUCACCUACAGACGAUGACAUCAGGUGUAUUCAAUCCAGAACAAUAACUCCAGGGGAUGAAAAUUAUCCAUCGGAUGCAUUACACAUCUUUGCAGAAAAUGCACCAGUAGAUGAGUACAAUAUUGAUCGCCUACAACAAAUUCAAUCACCACAGUACGUUUUAGAAGCUUUAGAUCAAUUCCCACCUCAUGUUAGAAAACAGGAUAUCGAUAGAGUGUUGUCUAAAGGAAGAUCCGAAACUGGAGGGCUUGACACUAAAAUCCUGAUCAAAGAAAAUGCGAGAGUUAUGCUCACGACCAAUGUGGAUAUUAGCGAUCGACUAAUUAAUGGCCAGUUAG
Molecule: messenger RNA, 787 nt
Organism: Paramuricea clavata
Lineage: Eukaryota; Metazoa; Cnidaria; Anthozoa; Malacalcyonacea; Plexauridae
Source: the annotation of a GenBank genome assembly